AUGGUGAAGUUGUCAUUCAGAAUUCCAGGUAUGAAGAGAGUACUUUGCCAUUUGCUAAAGAGGGUGAGAAGCAGCAGGUACAGCCAGUUAAUCGGAGCUCGAGCAGCAAAAAUACUGAUAAGCCCUUCUCCUUUAACACCAAAAGGGUAUGUGCCUGUCUGUGUUGGUGUGGAUGGUGAUACGAAGCGUUUCAUGGUUCAUACCACGUUGCUUCGCCAUGCAGAAUUCUUGGAGCUGCUGCAUAAAUCAGCUGAAGAGUAUGGUUUUUGCAAUGACAGUGUUUUGAGAAUUCCAUAUGAAGCGCAGGAUUUUGAGGAGUAUUGGAUGAUCAAGAGGUCAAAAGCAAGGAUUUACAAGGUUGAACCAGUUUAA
Messenger RNA from Pyrus x bretschneideri (Chinese white pear), 372 nucleotides. Its product is annotated as auxin-responsive protein SAUR71-like. The transcript has a single exon. Gene Ontology annotation, biological process: response to auxin. Bases 1 to 372 code for a protein of 123 amino acids. Lineage: Eukaryota; Viridiplantae; Streptophyta; Magnoliopsida; Rosales; Rosaceae. The record is from RefSeq and is a predicted model, not a curated record.